This is a messenger RNA of Pan troglodytes (chimpanzee), 2302 nucleotides long. RefSeq names its product golgin subfamily A member 6-like protein 25. The record is from RefSeq and is a predicted model, not a curated record. Bases 95 to 2221 code for a protein of 708 amino acids. The transcript has 10 exons. Lineage: Eukaryota; Metazoa; Chordata; Mammalia; Primates; Hominidae.
UGCAUUCUAGUGCAGCCCUGGUUACGCCUCCUCUGGCUCAGUCACACAGCGACGUAGAGGUGACUGGAGGUGUAUACUUGUCCUCACCUGGAUCAUGCUGAUGUGGCCCCAUCCCCACCUCCCUAUCCAUCCCCACCUCCCUACCCAUCCCCACCUCCCUACCCAUCCCCACCUCCCUACCCAUCCUAUGAUGUCCAAAGAAACCCGACAGAGCAAAUUGGCCAAGGCCAAGGAACAGUUGACAGACCAUCAUCCCCAGACCAACCCUAGUGUUGGUACAGCAGCAAGCGACACCAAAAAGAAGAAAAUAAAUAAUGGCACUAACCCUGAGACAACCACUUCUGGUGGUUGCCACUCACCUGAGGAUAAACAACAGAACCGAGCUCAGCUGGAAGAAGAACAGAAGGCAAGCCACCAACAUCAGGAAGCCCUAAGGAGGGAGCUAGAGGCCCAGGUCCAUACCAUACGAAUCCUUACAUGUCAGAAAACUGAGCUUCAGACGGCACUCUAUUACAGCCAGCAUGCUGUCAAGCAGUUGGAAGGAGAGGCCAGGGAUCUGAUCAGCCGCCUGCAUGAUUCAUGGAAGUUUGCAGGAGAGUUAGAGCAGGCUCUCUCUGCUGUCGCUACACAGAAGAAGAAGGCGGAUAGGUACAUUGAGGAGUUAACAAAGGAGAGGGACGCCCUGAGUCUGGAACUGUACAGGAACACCAUAACUGAUGAGGAGCUGAAGGAGAAAAAUGCCAAACUACAAGAAAAACUUCAACUUGUAGAAUCUGAAAAGUCUGAGAUCCAGCUCAACGUAAAGGAGCUAAAAAGGAAACUGGAGAGGGCCAAGCUCCUGCUGCCACAGCAGCAGCUGCAGGCGGAGGCGGACCACCUGGGUAAGGAGCUACAGAGUGUGUCAGCAAAGCUCCAAGCCCAGGUGGAAGAGAACGAGUUGUGGAACCGCCUGAACCAGCAACAGGAGGAGAAGAUGUGGAGGCAGGAGGAGAAGAUACAGGAGCGGGAGGAGAAGAUACGGGAGCAGGAGGAGAAGAUACGGGAGCAGGAGGAGAAGAUACGGGAGCAGGAGGAGAAGAUGCGGAGGCAGGAGGAGAUGAUGUGGGAGAAGGAGGAGAAGAUACGGGAGCUGGAAGAGAAGAUGCACGAGCAGGAGAAGAUACGGGAGCAGGAAGAGAAGAGGCAGGAGGAGGAGAAGAUACGCGAGCAGGAGAAGAGGCAGGAGCAGGAGGCGAAGAUGUGGAGGCAGGAGGAGAAGAUAUGGGAGCAGGAGGAGAAGAUACGGGAGCAGGAGAAAAAGAUGUGGAGGCAGGAGGAGAAGAUUCACGAGCAGGAGAAGAUACGGGAGGAGGAGAAGAGGCAGGAGCAGGAGGAGAUGUGGAGGCAGGAGGAGAAGAUAAGGGAGCAGGAGGAGAUAUGGAGGCAAAAGGAGAAGAUGCACGAGCAGGAGGAGAAAAUACGGAAGCAGGAGGAGAAGGUGUGGAGGCAGGAGGAGAAGAUGCACGACCAGGAGGAGAAGAUACGGGAACAGGAGGAGAAGGUGUGGAGGCAGGAGGAGAAGAUACGGGAGCAGGAGGAGAAGAUACGAGAGCAGGAGGAGAUGACGCAGGAACAGGAAGAGAAGAUGGGGGGGCAGGAGGAGAAGAUGCAAGAACAGGAGGAGAAGAUGCGGAGGCAGGAGGAGAAGAUAAGGGAGCAGGAGGAGAAGAUACGGGAGCAGGAGGAGAAGAUACGGGAGCAGGAGGAGAAGAUACAAGAGCAGGAGGAGAUGAUGCAGGAACAGGAAGAGAAGAUGGGGGAGCAGGAGGAGAAGAUGUGGGAGCAGGAAGAGAAGAUGCAAGAACAGGAGAAGAUGCGGAGGCAGGAGGAGAAGAUAAGGGAGCAGGAGGAGAAGAUACGGGAGCAGGAGGAGAAGAUACGAGAGCAGGAGGAGAAGAUACGAGAGCAGGAGGAGAUGAUGCAGGAACAGGAAGAGAAGAUGGGGGAGCAGGAGGAGAAGAUGUGGGAGCAGGAAGAGAAGAUGCAAGAACAGGAGGAGAAGAUGCGGAGGCAGGAGGAGAAGAUGCGGGAGCAGGAAGUGAGGCUGUGGCAGCAGGAGAAGAAGAUGCAGGAACAGGAGGUGGAGCUGAAGAGCCAAGAGGCUGAGUCUGCAGCAGCAGCGAGACCAUUACCUGGGUCACCUGCAGCAGUACGUGGCCACCUAUCAGCAGCUGGCCUCUGAGAAGGAGGCACUGCCCAGCUGCAGCAGCAGGAAGCUCAGGGCGAAGCGGUGGCCAAGAUGGCCCACCGAUAGUUGCAGGAG